AUGGGUUGCGGUAUGAGUACUGAGGAUAAGGAGGGGAAGGCGCGGAACGAGGAGAUUGAGAACCAGCUCAAGCGCGACAAGAUGAUGCAACGGAAUGAGAUCAAGAUGCUGCUCCUCGGUGCGGGAGAGUCGGGCAAGUCGACGAUUCUCAAGCAGAUGAAGCUGAUCCACGAGGGUGGAUACUCGCGCGAUGAACGGGAGUCGUUCAAGGAGAUCAUCUACAGCAACACGGUGCAGUCGAUGCGGGUCAUUCUCGAGGCCAUGGAGUCCCUCGAAUUGCCCCUGGAGGAUGCACGCCACGAGUACCACGUGCAGACCAUCUUCAUGCAGCCCGCUCAAAUCGAGGGUGACAGCAUCCCGCCCGAGGUCGGCACCGCCAUUGGGGCCCUUUGGCGCGACACGGGCGUCCAGGAGUGCUUCAAGCGGUCCCGCGAGUACCAGCUGAACGACUCCGCCAAAUACUACUUUGACGCCAUUGAGCGCAUUGCACAGCCCGACUAUCUUCCCACCGACCAGGAUGUCCUCCGCUCGCGUGUCAAGACCACGGGUAUCACCGAGACGACGUUCAUCAUUGGGGAUCUGACUUACCGCAUGUUCGAUGUCGGUGGUCAGCGAUCGGAGCGGAAGAAGUGGAUUCACUGCUUCGAGAACGUGACGACGAUUCUCUUCCUGGUGGCCAUCUCCGAGUACGACCAGCUGUUGUUCGAAGAUGAGACGGUCAACCGCAUGCAAGAAGCCCUGACGCUGUUCGACUCGAUCUGCAACUCGCGGUGGUUCGUGAAGACGUCCAUCAUUCUCUUCCUCAACAAGAUCGACCGCUUCAAGGAGAAGCUGCCGGCCAGCCCGAUGAAGAACUACUUUCCCGACUACGAGGGCGGUGGCGACUACGCCGCCGCGUGCGACUACAUCCUCAACCGCUUUGUGUCUCUGAACCAGGCCGAGCAAAAGCAGAUCUACACACACUUCACGUGUGCCACGGACACCACCCAGAUUCGGUUUGUCAUGGCGGCCGUCAAUGAUAUCAUCAUCCAAGAGAACCUCCGACUCUGCGGUUUGAUCUAA
Molecule: messenger RNA, 1062 nt
Organism: Penicillium alfredii
Lineage: Eukaryota; Fungi; Ascomycota; Eurotiomycetes; Eurotiales; Aspergillaceae
Gene: gpaA
Product: guanine nucleotide-binding protein subunit alpha gpaA
Exons: 4
Coding region: 1-1062 (353 amino acids)
Biological process (GO): G protein-coupled receptor signaling pathway
Cellular component (GO): heterotrimeric G-protein complex
Molecular function (GO): GTP binding; G-protein beta/gamma-subunit complex binding; GTPase activity
Source: RefSeq, a predicted model, not a curated record